AUGGAGGACGCUGGCCAAGAGAUGCCCCCUCUGGGCUAUGGGGAGGUGCUGAGAGCCACAGUUGGACUUAUAAGGGCGGCUGGGGAACACCCAGCUCUCCACAUUGUUAUCCUCUCACCUGUCCACACCUGGGCCAACCUGAGGCUCUUCUCCCGGCAGCUGGGCGAGGCCUAUGGCUCGGUCUUCACCGUCUACCUGGGGCUGCAGCGAGUCGUGGUCUUGAGCAGCUACAAUGUGGUGAAGGAGGCCCUGGUGGACCAGGCAGAGGACUUCAAUGCGAUAGGGCAGAUACCGUCCUUCUCCAAGGAUUUCAAUGAUCACGGGGUGACCUUUUCCAACGGCGAUCGGUGGAGGCAGCUUCGCAGGUUCAGCCUCACCACCUUGAGGAAUUUCGGGAUGGGGAAACGGUCCAUCGAGGAGCGGAUCCAGGAGGAGGCCUGGUGCCUGGCAGAGGAGUUCCGUAAGUUGCAAGGGAGGCCUCUGGAGAAGUUCAUAAUUAAAGGAUUGGGACGCACUUUGAUCCCACCGUCAUUCAAGAGUACUCAUUACCAGCUCCUCUUUUUUUAUGGAAAAGUGUGA
Messenger RNA from Podarcis muralis (Common wall lizard), 579 nucleotides. The record is from RefSeq and is a predicted model, not a curated record. NCBI's taxonomy places the organism in Eukaryota, Metazoa, Chordata, Lepidosauria, Squamata, Lacertidae.